CACGAUUCUUCCACCCACUUUUGAAUCAAAACAACAAAAUCACCAACUCGUGUAUCGUUUUUAUUCUACCGGCUUAUCAAAGGUUUAUAACCAUGGCUACCGAUUUCCUUUACAAAUUAACAUUAGUUUACUAACGAUAAACAAGUGCCACCUUUAAAGAAGUGAUUUCUGUGAAUUCUACUAUUCCCCAAAAAUAAAUUUACAAGAUGAGUGAAGAAUUGAAAACUUUGGUGGAAACAUUUUGCGCCAACGUGCAAAGCACCGAACGAAUGGUACGACAACGUGCUCUGAAAGAUUUCCUGGACUUUACCCGUGGAGAUAAACUGUCCUCAAUGGAAGCACCGGAAGUGUUCGACGGAACUUACCUACAUGUGCUGCGUUGCUAUGCCGACCGGUUUGAGAUGAUACGUAGCUUGGCCAUUUCCGUCGUUAACGAAAUGUUGGCCAAACUUCCGGCCAAUGAUUACUACCUGGGCUAUAUCAUUCCAGUUAUAACUAAACGUAUCGGCCAACGAGAGAUAAUAGAAGAUAGUGAAGAAGUGCGGCUUCUGUUGCUGGAACAGCUGGAACUAAUAAUCGAAAAAUACUCGGACCCAGACGGAAGCAGAGGAGAUCCAUUGCUCAAGUCCUAUGACGGUCUCAUCGACAUUCUCAUCAAAACUCUGAAAGAUCCUUUUCCAGCUGCUCAGAAACAAAGCUGCGAAAUAGUCAAACAAUUGGCCUCAGCUACCCCGAGUAUGCAUUACCGGGCCGAGGCCCUCGUAAGCCCUACGGUCACCGUUUUAAAGCAUCGUCAUUCUGCUAACCGAAUCGCUGCCAUUGAAGCGUUGGGAGUAGUUUCGCUGCACAUUCGAUCCAACUCCGAUAGUGUUCUGAAAAUCAUUGUGGACAUUUCCCCGCUGCUGAUGGACAGUGUUCCAUUUGUGAGACGGGCAUGUGGCCGAGUCGGGUGCCUGAUGCUGAUGGAACUUCGGGAUCGUUAUUCGUACUUCCACCGAAUUAUGCCGUUGGUUUUGAAUUGCCUCACCGAUGACACGGCCGAAGUUCGUGACGACAUUCUGGAACGGUGGAAAAAGGCUGGAGAACUCUACUAUGUCGAAAAUGAAGCAGAGCUCUCGAAAGCCAAACUGGCAGAUUUGGUGCCCCCCAACUAUCCCGGGGAAUACGAACGUCCCACCUUACCUUGUAGGGCUAUCGUUCAGCGAAGUUUGAAGAUUGUUGAGCUAAUCCUGCACGAAAUGGAAGAAUGGAAGGAAGACAUACGGCUGCAUGCCACAAAGCUGCUGAAGCUCGUCGUCCUUCAUGCGGAAAAAAGUUUAUCCACCCUGUUCAUGCAGAUCAAUCCGGUGCUUGCGAAAACUUGUAUGGAUUCUGACAAAGACAUUUCAUCGGAAGCUUUGAAAGUUGCUCAUUUGUGUGGAAUUUUGCUAGAGUAUGAAACGUGGAGCAAGCAUGCCCUGGUUGAAUUCAGAAAAUUUCACUCGUUCGGACAUUUGAAAUGUAUCAACGCCAUGUACAAUUCAUCUGGAAUUGAGAAACUAAAGCACUUGAAGAAGAUUACAUCCUUUCUCACGGAUAGUGAGGUUUGCCACAAUUUGAAAGAACCCUACCAGCUUGAAUUAUUAUCUUUCUGCGAGCGUCUCAUCCCUGACUAUCAUCGCGUGUUCCAUGCUAAAGAAAUCGAGGGGCUCGCCAACGAAUCGGACCAGUUGGCGGUGGAACGGAUGCUUUACACCGUUGUCCUUAAGGUGGCUGCAUUUAGUUAUGAGGAUGCUUUGGCCGUUCGUGACCGAGCCCUGCAGGUUCUAGCGCUGUUAGAUUCCCGGCUGGAUGCACUCCACGAACGCCAUAUGGCUUCGGUUAUUAUCUCUCUGGAGAAUUUGGAAACUAUAAAUUCCGAUUCAUCCGAUAGCAUCCGGCUGCUGGCGGGUAUCGUAUCCGUGUGUGGUUUUCGCUUACCAUAUCAUACGGUGCUGAAAAAAUCACUGGAGAUUGCACUGAAGCACGCCAGCCCACCGGGAAAAAUCAAACUCUUCAGCUCGAUUUCUAUCGCUCUACUCCAGUGGAAGGAUACCAUGCAGGCUUCGGAUGAGAAGCAUUCAGAGCUUGUAAAGAAUUUUAUUGAAGAGACUAUCGCUCCUUAUUUGGUUUGGGCAGCCGGUCGAAGUUCGGAAUCCAUUCGCUCGAUGGCAACGGCUUGUUUGUGUGCAAUGUCGCAAGGAGUAGAGAAUAGCAUUUUCGCUCCCAUUGUGGUAGGACAAUUGAAAACACUGGGCAGCCUGUCGGAAGAUAACAGCAUCGCGGCACGUGCCUACUCGUUAAGAACCCUGCUGGCGAUUGGUCCCCUUCCAUUCGAUGAUCUCCGACCGAUUGCGUUCGCCAUAUUGGCCCGGCUAGAUGACCCAAGCAGCGAGGUGCGGGAACUGGGAGCCACCUGUUUGGGCCGACUUCAGCUGCAAUUGCCGGUCGGAAAGGGCGAGUCCACAGACGAGGCGGCCAGAUGGGAGGAAACGCUCCGACAGAUUGUGCCGAUCAUGUUUUUACAUCUGGAAAAUCCGGAGCUGAAAAUACGGAAAGCCGUUCUAGAAUCCCUCGGUCAGCUUGCCGUUCAUCAUCGCCCAUUAAUCAAAGGUUUGGCUAAUGAAGUUGCUACCGGGUGUCCGUACAAGGAGGAUCUGGAUAAUCUGUUCAUUCCGGCAGCAGAACCGGAGGCCGUCGUCGUCCCAGCCGAGCCUUUAAUUCAAGCCUAGACAUUCCGGCGCCUGUUCGGCAAAUCCCACACCGGUGAUAAGCAGCAGCGUUGCAAAAAAGAGCCAACAUGAGUGGAAUAUAAAGUGCCUAGCCACUACCUAGCAUCGCGCCGACCAUCGAGCGGAUACGAGAAACAACCAUCAGGAUAAUUGAUUCAAAUUCUAUUUCGCUAAGUGAGAUGGCUUUGUGGUGCUGAAGGCGUUUUUUCAUAGUUUUUUAUUUGCUUGUACAAGUUGAUAGGCGUAGAAUCGAGGAAGGAAGGUUGCGAAGAAGAACAAAAAAAAUUCAAGAAAUCUAUCGUAAAGCUUCAAAGAAGAGACAACGUUAGAUGGAUUCAUGCUUUCCUGAUUAUUUUUUACCGAACUUCCGGAAUCCAUCAUCCGCCCUCUUCGUUCAUCAAGUACGAACUCAAGCAACGUUGCAUUGGGGAGCUUCAAUAGAUCUUUUCGUUUGUAAUUGCAAUUAUGUUUUUCCCCAUUUUUUAUCGUUCCAUCUCAAACGUAGGUAGAAGCAUAGUUUAAACCAAUGAAAUGGGAACCACUUUUAACUUCCUUUACUUUCCGACAACUAGUAAUGCAUCAAUAAAUAAAAUUUAUUAUUGGCUCAUCUUCAAUUUAUCCAUCUGGGCGAAAAGCUUUUUUCUCUCUUGUCCCAUGACAGGUUGCCUUUUUAUAUCCGCGCCGUCUUCCCCAGCCCGCUGGCCAGCGACCCUUCCGGCCGAAACCGCGUUUCGUUCGAUUGAUUUUCCCUUGAUCAAUCAAAUUUCACAGAAGAAAGGAGAUUGCGGAAAGUUCGAUUGAAUGCUUUUUUCUCCGUUCUCCGGUAUCUAUCGCCAGGAUGGCGCAUCUGCCGCAUGUUUCCAGCAUCCGGGUUGUAGACUGUAGUCGUAACUGAAUUGCUAGCGCCAAGCGCUGAUGGUUGUCGUAUAAUUCCAUAUAGCCUUUGUGAUUUGAGCAGGCGGACCCGAGUGAAUGUUUCAUAAUUUUUUCCUUGCUUCUCUGCGUUCUUUUAUUUCUUUUUAUUAUUUCUUUUAGAUUGUUCCACCCACCCCUCCGACUCUAUCGGCACUCUAUUUCCGACAAUGUAUCGAUAUGGAAAAGCCAAAAAGCUUUUAUCAGAAAAUUUUUCGCCCUUAGUCAUCUGAUGUUUCCUGGAUGGGUAUUUUUUUCCUCAGUUAAUUUUUGUGUCGCUCUAUCGCAAUGGUUUCAUUUUCCAUGGCCGGCAAAUCCA
Molecule: messenger RNA, 3981 nt
Organism: Uranotaenia lowii
Lineage: Eukaryota; Metazoa; Arthropoda; Insecta; Diptera; Culicidae
Gene: Dnaaf5
Product: dynein axonemal assembly factor 5
Exons: 6
Coding region: 207-2750 (847 amino acids)
Biological process (GO): outer dynein arm assembly; cilium movement; inner dynein arm assembly
Cellular component (GO): cytoplasm
Molecular function (GO): dynein intermediate chain binding
Source: RefSeq, a predicted model, not a curated record